AGACCAGCCAGAUCCCCGCGGAUUGCGCACACGGCCCGCCCUGCUGGAUGAACGCGGGGGUGUCUGGCGCUUCUUGGGGGCUUUCGUCUGCUGAGCCCAGCAAUGGAGGACGCAGAACUCGGUCAGCAGUUCACUAAAAUCAAAAGUUCCGAAAGGGUCCGGAAGAUUGGCAGAGAAGAAGGCAGCCUGUCCUGGGAGAAAAUGGGUAGUUGCAGUGAUGGCAAAGGUGAGGUCGAUGCCCUACGUCCCAUCCCAUUUGAUAGACAGCUGGAAGAGGGGCCAGGUACGCAGCUUCCCCCGUCUUCAGGAGAGGGAGGGAAAAGCCUCGUUUUGCUGAAGACGGUAUAUUUGAAGGAAGGCGAGGAUGAUUUCGAGGGGGCUCCUUCUGCCCAUCAGCAGGGCAGCUUGCACACCUUGGCGCAACGAGAGGCAAGCAUCCUGCAUUCUUGGGAGGUGGUCCCACAGAGUGAAGCUGCAGAAGAGGAAAGCCUGGUGAUAAGUUUGCCGGAGGUUUUCUAUGCAAUCCAUGAAAUGGAAGGCGUGCACGCCCAAGGAAUGAAAGAAGUGCAGGUGUUAAAUCACGGAAGUGAAAGGUCAGCAGAGAAGACCCCGGACGCCCUUCAGGUUCAUAUGGAUAGAAGUAAAAAUGCAAUUUCAGCUGGUGGUAAGGACCAGCAGUUGCUUGUAGCCGAAGAAGACAGGAUCGGCCGUUCCCUUGCGAUGGAGGAGGCGGAACCUCUGAGCGGCAGAAGGAAAGGAGGUGCCACCCUGUGCCACAGCUCUGAAAACAAGGACCUGAACAACCUAGGGGAUGUGCUGCACCGUUGCAGUUUGUGCACGUUCGCCUGUUUCAGCGCGUCAGGCCUUCAUCGCCACGUGAAAAAGCACUCUGAGGAAAAGCCCCACCUCUGCCACCUGUGCCUUAAGGCUUUCCGGACCGUCUCCCUCUUGCGCAACCACGUGAACACGCACACAGGGACUAAGCCGUACAAGUGCAGCGAAUGCGACAUGGCCUUCGUGACCAGCGGCGAGCUUUCGCGGCACAGGCGGUACAAGCACACCCUCGAGAAGCCCUUCAAGUGCUCGUUCUGCAACUAUUGUAGCGUGGAGGCCAGCAAGUUGAAGCGUCACGUUCGCUCACAUACAGGAGAGCGUCCGUACAACUGCACUCUCUGCGCCUAUGCCAGCAGGGACACUUACAAGUUGAAGAGGCAUAUGGUCACUCACUCCGGUGAAAAACCCUUUGAAUGUCAGAUUUGCAAGGCUAGGUUCACUCAGGCUGGAACGCUGAAGUUCCACACGUUGCACAAACACGAGGAAAAUGUGCCCAAAUACCAGUGUCCGCACUGUAACACGUCUGUUGCCAGAAAGGGUGAUUUAAGAAUCCACUUGCGAAACCUUCAUUCCUAUAUCGAAGUGCCGCUGAAGUGCCGUUACUGCGAAAACGUCUUCCACGAGCGCUACGCUUUCAGACAGCACAAGAAGACCCAUACAAAUGAGAAGAGAUUCAGAUGCGACGAGUGCAGUUACGCAUGCAAGCAGGAACGCCAUAUGGUUAUUCACAAACGGACACAUACAGGCGAGAAGCCCUUCGUCUGCGUCUCUUGCAGCAAACGCUUUCGACAGAAACAGCUCCUGAUGGUCCAUUUCAAGAAGUACCACGAUUCCAGUUUUCAGCCAAGAGUGUACAAAUGCCCGAAAUGUGGCAAAGGCUAUUCUCGCUGGAAUAAUAUGCGCAAGCAUGCUGAAAAGUGUGGUGAGUUAAGGACUGUUCAACCUAGCAAAGGGAACAAGAAUACAAAGAAAGAAAACAAGGGGUCCAGCCGCAACACUCAAGAAGGAGGGGCUCCUUGUGUUAACUCUCAAUUCUACGCCCCUCGUAUCCCUGUCGGAACGUGGGAGAAAAAGGAAGUUGUUUUGGACGACGAGAAAACAGGAGUGACUUGUGAGAUGAUCUUCAACUCGAUGGACAAGUGAUGCGGUUAAACACCUCUUCUGUUUGCUUGCAAAUACAGCCACCUCCGAGGCAUUAAGCUCGAUUGGCGGAUCUGUAGAGCAUUAUCCCUUGAAGCUUGCUGAAACUGCCUAUGUUUUGCCAUUGUUCUGUUAAUGGCACGCAAGAAGUCAAGAGUAGGUUCGUGGAGGUAAAAUGCCCCUGUGAAAUCGUUCCAGAUAACUCUGG
Molecule: messenger RNA, 2182 nt
Organism: Lacerta agilis (Sand lizard)
Lineage: Eukaryota; Metazoa; Chordata; Lepidosauria; Squamata; Lacertidae
Gene: CTCFL
Product: CCCTC-binding factor like
Exons: 11
Coding region: 103-1977 (624 amino acids)
Source: RefSeq, a predicted model, not a curated record